This is a messenger RNA of Glossina fuscipes, 1464 nucleotides long. RefSeq lists its product as uncharacterized. NCBI's taxonomy places the organism in Eukaryota, Metazoa, Arthropoda, Insecta, Diptera, Glossinidae. Gene Ontology annotation, cellular component: proton-transporting V-type ATPase complex. The record is from RefSeq and is a predicted model, not a curated record.
AUUGAUUUUUCGACGUAUUUUCACUGUACCUUAACUACUGAAAUAGAUUGGAUUCGUUAUUUGGAGAUUUAUUAAAGAAAUUAUGCAAAUAUUUUUUAUUUUAUUCGCAUUGUUACUAAUUUCUUGCACACAAGCUAACCUUAGUGGUCCAUAUUUAUUUUGGGGUCAUGAGAAAGUUAUAAAUCUGCAGCCUCGCGCUUUAAUAGAAGCUAAUGAAAAUGAUUUCGCUGAUUUGUUCCGUGAUGUUAAAGCCAUCGUGGUAUUCGUUCGAAAUAAUACUAAACGUUUAGAUGGCAAACAAUAUCCAAAAUUUCAAGAAUUAGUUAAACAUAACGCCUGGACUUAUCUACCGCAGCGUUCAUUAGCAGUCGAUCCAUUCGAUUACAACGCAAACAUCGAGGUUAUAAAUUUAAGCGGUUCUUACGAAGAAAACGAUUCAGAAAUUAUAUCCGGUUAUGCAGAUGCUUUAGCUAUAUAUGGUAACGGAGAAGUAUUGGGUAUAUUAGCUGGCCGUGAAGAGGAAGCACACUUUUUGUCCAAACGCGAAACUAAAGAAGGUGAAAGCCUAACCGAUGAAUCGCACACAACUACUGUACAACCACUUACUGAUGAAACUGAGGAGACGUUCAUAUAUGUGGCUGAUGGUAGAAAAGCCAUACUUUAUCUCACAUCUGCGCCGGAAUUGAAUAUCUCACGCGAGUCGUUUGUAUUGAAAGAGCACAAUAAAGCCGUGACUUUUGACGAUCAGAAAGCUAAAGGCUAUGGACGUUUGAAUAUUAUUUUCAAAAGUGGUGAUGAAAAAUUAUUUUUACGCUUCAAUUUUACUUUGAAACGCGGAACAUGGUAUAUGAAGGCAGUAGAGGUAGAGCAUCGUGACUAUAAGGAUGUUUUGCGUUUAAAAGGCGGCGAUUAUAAUAUACCCUCUGCACCAGUAGGAUUUUCUUAUAGAUGUUCAUCGCGAAGUCUAGUAUUUACCAAUGGUACCGACAUCUUAGUGUUAAAAGACUAUCAGGUUCAGCCUUGGCUUAAUGGUUUGAAUAAAUUUGGCGAUGUCUACGAUUGUGUAGGCUUUACUACUGCUCCUAUUUGGGCUGGAAUCGUAGUAACUAUUCUGUUAUGUACUAUUUUAACUGUUGGACUUUUGGCUAUAUUGGACAUUAAGACACCGAAUCGUUUCGAAAGUUCGCGUAGUAAACAAUUAACAUUUGCCGUACAAGACUAAUCGCUAAUUGGUUAAUGUUCCAAUUAAUUAUGUACGGAUAUAUGAUACCGCAGAUACUCUUAGUACAGGCAAUAUUAAUAUUAUUGUUCAGUAUUGUCUAUGUAGCUUCAGUUUUGUAUUAUUAUAUUUUAUUAUUUUACGAUGACUAAAACUCUUAUUAAUGCCACUUGUUGUUGUUAUUAUAAUUUAUUUAUAUAGAUUAAAAAAAUAAAUUCUCCGACUAAAGCGAAAACGGGAUAAAA